AUGGCACACAAGAGCGGCCGAGGCAAACCCCCAUUUGGCUCGUCCAAGAUCAUCCUCGCCGGAUUGUCUCUCAUUGGUGUGCAGACUGGUACUCGAAGUAUGACUCCUCCGAGGCCGGCGGAUCCACAUACGAUAUGGCUUGCAACGACCUUUGGAAAGGUGAUGAGAUAUUCUUAG
Messenger RNA from Colletotrichum costaricense, 177 nucleotides. RefSeq lists its product as uncharacterized. Lineage: Eukaryota; Fungi; Ascomycota; Sordariomycetes; Glomerellales; Glomerellaceae. The coding region runs from base 1 to 177 and encodes 58 amino acids. The transcript has a single exon. The record is from RefSeq and is a predicted model, not a curated record.